This is a messenger RNA of Onychostoma macrolepis, 1133 nucleotides long. RefSeq names its product RNA polymerase II subunit G (gene polr2g). Gene Ontology annotation, molecular function: single-stranded RNA binding; single-stranded DNA binding; translation initiation factor binding. NCBI's taxonomy places the organism in Eukaryota, Metazoa, Chordata, Actinopteri, Cypriniformes, Cyprinidae. The transcript has 8 exons. Gene Ontology annotation, cellular component: P-body; RNA polymerase II, core complex. Gene Ontology annotation, biological process: positive regulation of translational initiation; transcription initiation at RNA polymerase II promoter; positive regulation of nuclear-transcribed mRNA poly(A) tail shortening. The record is from RefSeq and is a predicted model, not a curated record. Bases 137 to 655 code for a protein of 172 amino acids.
UUUGAAAAGUCACCCGGAAACACUCUUGUAGCUGGAUUUGUGCUUUUGAGUGUCGGCGCGUGAACACGCAGAAAUCAAUACUCGCAGCUUUUUAAAAUUAAAAUCGAGAUAUCUGGAAGAUAAAAACUCUUAAGAGAUGUUUUAUCACAUCUCUUUGGAGCAUGAGAUUCUCCUGCAUCCCCGAUACUUUGGACCCAAUCUGUUGAACACAGUCAAACAGAAGCUGUUCACUGAGGUGGAGGGAACCUGUACAGGAAAGUAUGGCUUUGUUAUUGCAGUAACCACGAUCGAUAAUAUUGGUGCAGGUGUUAUCCAGCCUGGCAGAGGUUUUGUGCUGUAUCCCGUCAAAUACAAAGCCAUUGUAUUCCGUCCCUUUAAGGGAGAAGUUGUGGACGCUGUCGUCACCCAGGUUAACAAAGUUGGACUCUUUACAGAAAUUGGCCCCAUGUCUUGUUUCAUUUCUCGUCAUUCUAUCCCCUCUGAGAUGGAGUUUGACCCAAACUCAAAUCCUCCAUGCUAUAAGACAGUCGAUGAGGACAUUGUGAUCCAACAAGAUGAUGAAAUUCGACUGAAGAUUGUGGGAACUCGAGUGGAUAAGAAUGAUAUUUUUGCCAUCGGAUCUCUCAUGGAUGACUACCUGGGUCUUGUGAGCUGAUUCUUCUGCCAAGAAUAUAAGAAAUAUGAAACUUGAUGCUGUGGUGAUGCUAAAUAGUUUAUGUAUAUACUGUAAUUAUUUUCCCAUUCAUUUAAAGUUGUCUUUUUUCCCUCUUUUUUAUUGUUAUUUUUAUCCUCAUGUUAGUAUAUCCAUAGUUUUCCCAUGGCAACAGUUCGAUUGUGGAACAGCAUCAAGUUAAAUGGGAACAGCAUGUGAUGGAAAGACUUUGAACUCUUUAAUUUAAAGUGAGGUAGCAGAGAAAGGGUAAUUGUAUAUCAUCAGAUAAUGAAAGAUCCUGUGAGCAAAAGCAAUUAACAAGCAUGUUAUGGAAAGUCAAAGGUAUCAUUCGUCACAUUGCUUUUAGACUUAUUCAUCUCUUUAUUAUAUAAGGCCAUUUUUAAAAUAUUUUUGUAAAUGCCAGCCAGCCUGCGCUUGAAUAUAUUUUUCUUUUGUAAUACAGCACUCACAAAAUUUUGAA